This is a messenger RNA of Cucurbita pepo subsp. pepo (vegetable marrow), 930 nucleotides long. RefSeq lists its product as uncharacterized. The record is from RefSeq and is a predicted model, not a curated record. NCBI's taxonomy places the organism in Eukaryota, Viridiplantae, Streptophyta, Magnoliopsida, Cucurbitales, Cucurbitaceae.
AUGGCAAUAUCUGGUCCAUUCAGCCUUAAAUACAACGAAAAAUACUUGUCCUACAUUAAUGACAACUCCGAGCUACAUGGCUUCCUCCAAUUCUCAGGAGACUACCCGCCAUCGACGUAUUCCUUAUUCGAAGUCGAGAUGGCCAAGACAGCUGAACAACUCUUUAGUAUAAGAUCGGUUUUCAACAACAAGUAUUGGGUUUGUCGAUUAAGUAACAACGAGCACGACGAGCAUUGGAUCGUUGCCGAAGCCGAUGAGCCAAAUGAAGAUCAGUCUAGUCUCACAUGCACUCUAUUUAAAUGGAUUUUUAUCGAUUCGGAUCGUGAUCAAGUACAACUCCGCCAUGUCAAUCUUAAUAUGAACGUUUCCGUAUCGGAGACCUACUCUCAAUCCCUUCUUUCCAUUUUUGGAAAUGGACUCGAUCCAUCGGCUCAACUUGAAUCAGAUGUGUUCGAAUUGUUCAAAUUAUGGGAUGUGGCUAGCUCGAAAGAACCAACAAUAGUUGCGUUCAAGGGUGACAAUGGAAAAUACCUUCAAGUUGAUCCAAUUGAUGGCAUCGCAUAUCUAAAGUUCUCAGCUGAUGAUAAUCAGCGCUUAACAGUAUGGUUUGAAUGCCACCACACAGACCAUGGUAUUUACAUUCAAUCAAAAUCUAAUGGUUUAUUGUGGAGGCAUGAUUCUAAAGUGAUUCUUGCUGAUUGUUCAACCGAUCAUCUAUCCGGUGAUUACAACUCUUUAUUUCACAUUAAAAGGACAAAAACAAAGGAAAACAAGGAAUUGGUUGCCUUGUGUGUAGGUAAAUUUUAUUGCCAACGGAAUAACGAGUCGGGCGAUAUGAAGGAUUGCCUCGUUGCAUAUGCUUCUAACAUUACUGGUGAAGCAGAAAUACGUAUGGACAAGCAUUUGAGAAAGCUAGGAGCAUCGAGUUAA